Molecule: messenger RNA, 3060 nt
Organism: Phragmites australis (common reed)
Lineage: Eukaryota; Viridiplantae; Streptophyta; Magnoliopsida; Poales; Poaceae
Product: 5'-3' exoribonuclease 2-like
Exons: 23
Coding region: 233-2941 (902 amino acids)
Biological process (GO): nuclear-transcribed mRNA catabolic process
Cellular component (GO): nucleus
Molecular function (GO): RNA binding; 5'-3' RNA exonuclease activity
Source: RefSeq, a predicted model, not a curated record
CGCUCCUGGAGCUUGUCUUCUCCGCAGCAAUCAACUGCUGCUGCUACUAGUAGCAGCUCUCCGCUCCUGGACGCGAGAUGCAAACCAGUGAAACCACAGGUGAAGAGAAGCGCGAGGGAUCGAUCAGGUCGGUGACCACCACCAACGAGUGUGCUGUUCUUUCCCGGCCGGCCGGGCGAGCUAGCUAGCUAGCUAUCUGCAGGCCUGCAGCUGCUGGUUGCCGUCGCAUGCCAUGGGGGUGCCUUCGUUCUACAAGUGGCUUGUGGGGAAGUACCCCAGCAUCAUCGUCCCGGCAAAGAAGGAUGACGCCGGCGGGGUGGGGGAGAGCCCUAAUCCUAAUGGCGUCUUCGACAACCUCUACCUGGACAUGAACGGCAUCAUCCACCCUUGCUUCCAUCCGGAGGACCAGGUGUGCCCGCCGACCACGUUCGACGAGGUGUUCGAGGCCAUGUUCGAGUACAUGGAUCGCCUCUUCCGCAUCGUCAGGCCAACCAAGCUGCUCUACUUGGCAGUCGAUGGUGUUGCUCCCCGCGCCAAAAUGAACCAGCAGAGGUCCAGGCGCUUCAAGGCAGCCAAGGACGCCAAAGACGCGGAAAUGGAAGAAAACAUUCUGCGCGAAAGAUUCAAAGCCGAAGGCAAGGAGGUGCUACCACGUGAGACAUACGAGGUUUCAGAUCCCAAUGUCAUUACGCCAGGGACUGAGUUCAUGGAGAAGCUCUCGAAAGCGCUCGAGUACUACAUACGUGCCCGGUUGAAUAGUGAUCCCGGGUGGAAAGACAUUAAGGUGAUACUAUCUGAUUCAAACGUUCCUGGGGAAGGUGAGCACAAAAUCAUGUCAUUCAUCCGUGCACAACGCAGCAGGGAGAAUUAUGAUCCAAACACGCGCCACUGUUUGUAUGGAUUGGAUGCGGAUCUAAUAAUGCUCGCUUUGGCAUCUCAUGAACUACACUUUUCAAUUUUGCGGGAGGAUGUGAUACAUGAAAUUCAGCCAGAAAAUUGUAUCGCUUUAGCUAGAGAAUUCUUCAAAACUGAAGAGUCAUCAAGAAAGUGUGGAGGCUGGUUCCUGCGGGCAACCGAAGCAAGUCCUAAGGGCAAGAUUCCCAAGAAACAAUAUCAGUUCUUGAACAUAUGGGUUCUGAGGGAGUACUUGGAGCUUGAUUUGAUGAUAUUGAACCCUAUAGUCAAAACGGAUAUCGAGAGGCUCAUAGAUGACUUCAUAUUUAUUUGUUUCUUGAUUGGAAAUGAUUUCAUUUCUCACAUUCCUUCGCUUGAGAUUCAUGAGAACGCAGUUGAUCUGCUCAUUGAAGUGUACAAAACAACUUUCAACAAAAUGGGGGGCUAUAUUGUGAACACAGAAAAGGUGAAAGACAAACAUGCUGCAUAUCUAAAAGUCUCAAGGUUAGAAAAGUUUAUUCAUGAACUGUCCAUGUGUGAAGAGAAAAUCUUUGUCAAAAGAUAUGAGCUGCGAGAGCGGUUACAGCGCAAUAUACUGAGUCAAGCUGCACAAAAAGAAUGGAAUGAAAGAAACUUUGACAAUGUGGAAGAAUAUCCUGAUGGUCCAGACUUGACAGUCAAGUCUUUUUCAACACAAUGCAGUAUUUCCACCGUCAGCUCCGACAAGUCAGAUAUCACUGCAAAUACCUUAGAGCUGAGGCGUAACUUAAAGGAUACUCUUCGUAACAAGCAAGACCUUGUAAAAAGUGGAGCCUGUAAACAUGACUGGAUAAAACUGGGAUUAGCAGGGUGGAAAUCUCGGUUCUACAGGGAAAAGUUUGGUGUCGCGAGCUGUAACGAAGUUGGGAAGCUGAAGAAGGACAUGGUUCAAAAGUAUCUGGAAGGACUUUGUUGGGUGCUGCAAUACUAUUUUGCAGACGUGCCAUCAUGGAGCUGGUACUACCCCUUCUAUUAUGCUCCUUUCGCAUCUGAUCUCAAAGGACUAUCUCAGUUCAAGAUAUCUUUCACUAUGGACAAGCCACUGAGACCAUUCGAUCAGCUCAUGGCAGUUCUGCCACCAGAAAGCUCAUGUGCACUACCAAAAUGUUAUAGAGAACUGAUGGACAGUGAAGAGUCUCCGAUACAAAAAUUCUAUCCGUCAGAUCUCCAGAUUGAUACACAUGGGAAACGUUUCUUGUGGCAAGGUAUUACAAAGUUGCCAUUCAUUGAUGAAAAGCUGCUGCUUUCGGCCACAAAGACGGUGGAGAACGAUCUUGCGGUGCAUGAGAUGAUAAGAAAUACGGUUCGGCAAGAGAAGAUCUUCCUGAGGAAUUCAAAUACUCUGGCAAACAAUGCAGCAUUUGUGCGAACAUCUGACUCUUCAUCGGAAAAGCUUCUAAUUGAUCCAUCUACCAGUGAACUUGGAGGAUGGUUGUUGCCUGCUGAUGACGAUGGUACAGGCAGCGGCUUCUUCUGUUCGCCCAUAAAAGAUCUAGAGGACAUUAGAAAUGAUCAGACACUAUCAUUCAUGUUCUUCAACCCUGAGCUGGUGAAGCCCAUUCCAAGACUACUUGAUCAUGUCAAAAUACCUGAAAAGACUUUAACUGAAGCUGCCAUUUCGAAGAGGCCACUGUGGCACACCUACCCGGGUUCCCGACCACCUGCAACCAUCGCCUCCGCCGUGGAGGCACAGCCGAGGAUCAGCAGCUUCGGACGCGGGAGAGGGAGUCCCUUCGCCGCCGAGACAUCGCAGUGGAGCAGCAGCGGCCGCAGCAACGGGAGAGGUGUCCAUGGGCCCUCCAUGGCGCAAAGCAGAGGCAGCAGGUUUGACAGCGGUGGCGCGUACGGUUUCCGACCGGCAGGAGGCGCUUGGGCAGGAAGAGGCAGCGCGCACGAGCAGCGCAGAGGCGCGUUUCAGAGGCAGCCGGUUAGGCCGUGGGCGAGGGGCGAUAAUUGUGGUGGGAACGGAGGCGGACGCGGAGGGAGCGGGCAGCCCCGUGCUUGGUAGAACUUCUUCAGGGAUGGCGCGCGCUGAUGCGAUGAACUAGUGCAGUUUUUGGUCUCACCUCACCAUAUUUUGUCUGAAACAUCGAUGAUGCUACGCUGAUCAAGAACUGUGUCGUCUGU